AUGUCUCGAUCGUUUUAUGUUGAUUCCUUGAUCAUCAAAGACUCUUCAGUGAGACCUUCUCCUGUCUUGAACGACCACGGCCAAGACUUUCUAAUUCCUAUUAGCGUUCAUUCACCAACAAUGAUGUCCGUUUCUGGUCCCGUCUGUCCGUCCAGAAAGACCGGUACUUUCUGUGUCUGUCCCCUGUGUGUCACGUCCCAUAUUCACUCAUCCCGGAGUGGGAUCCCACUACUGAAAAGCCAGGUUCCCAAUGGAGAUCCUCAAUACUGUCAACGAAUUAACCAGCAGUCAAACCCCGGCCUCGGGCAUCCACCUGUUUGCACACCUACUUACAGCGUAACAGACCUAGAAGAUAUCACUGUCCUUUCCGUGGGUCCUGAAAAUAACAGUCACCUACAAAACGGUAAACGGAUGAGAACAGCCUUUACGAGCACACAGCUCUUGGAACUCGAGAGGGAGUUCGCCUCUAACAUGUACCUGUCGAGGCUUCGCAGGAUUGUUGCAACCUACCUGAACCUAUCUGAGAAGCAGGUGAAGAUCUGGUUCCAGAAUCGGCGCGUCAAGCACAAAAAAGAAGGCAAGGGGACCCCGCGGAACGCGCACAAUAUUUGUAAAUGUAGCAGCCAAGGUCACUGUUUGCGCUCCGAGGACGAGGAAUCCCUCUCUCCAAUAUCAUCUGGCAAAGAAGACAAAGAUAUGUCACCCGCAUAG
Messenger RNA from Pristis pectinata (smalltooth sawfish), 711 nucleotides. RefSeq names its product GS homeobox 2 (gene gsx2). Gene Ontology annotation, molecular function: sequence-specific double-stranded DNA binding; DNA-binding transcription factor activity, RNA polymerase II-specific. NCBI's taxonomy places the organism in Eukaryota, Metazoa, Chordata, Chondrichthyes, Rhinopristiformes, Pristidae. The record is from RefSeq and is a predicted model, not a curated record. Gene Ontology annotation, cellular component: nucleus.